Molecule: messenger RNA, 1110 nt
Organism: Seminavis robusta
Lineage: Eukaryota; Bacillariophyta; Bacillariophyceae; Naviculales; Naviculaceae
Source: the annotation of a GenBank genome assembly
AUGGCACUGGCUGAGUUGUCUGUUUGUGUGAAGCAAGUAAAGAUUGUAGGACGUAAACUCGCAGUGGCGCAUGGUUUUGUUGUCAUCGUCUCUGCCUCGUCGGCUGGACAAGACGACAGUGAUGCUGUAGAAACAUGUUGUCUUGGUUUUCGAAACAAAGAACCGUGCCAUGUCUUUGUACGAAGCUGCUCCGACGUGAACCGGAUACAAGAGUACUUGCAGCAUUCCACAACAAAAAAUAGUAACACUCCUGCGCCACCCUUCAAAUCGAAUGGCAAAACCACCGGUUGGCACCAAUUCAGCAAUGAUGAUGGAACGGAUGAAGUCUGCCUACGAAUAAAGACAGUACUGACCACAGCCAUUGAAAGAAAUCGAAGGGGUGUCAAGCUCAUUGAAUGCAGUGAAGUCGUCAGUAUCGACAACGGCUCAAGCGAGUUCACUGUCGCGCCACGACAAUCUUCUUCUUCUUCUCCUUCCUCCUCGCAAGUAUUCACAAUGCACGACAAGUCUCAAAGGCACGUCCUGUUUGCACAGUGGCUUCUGGAUACCUAUGGCAAAGACUUUCUCUCCACUGGAUCUGGAGUCCUGGACGUUGCUGGAGGAAAUGGAGAACUAAGCCGUUCCUUGCAGCAAUUGGGAAUCCCUUCGGUUGUUUUGGACCCCCAACCCAGGUUAUCAAUCGAUCAUGAUCCACAACCAAAAAUACCAGUAUUGAAACAUGCUCUGGAAGGAAAUGGCACACAUCUUCUAAUGACAACAACCACGGAGCAAGAACGACGCGUCUUGAAGUCUGCCAGCAUGAUUGUUGGAAUGCACCCAGAUCAAGCCACGGAACCAAUCAUUUGGUUUUCACAGCAUCUCAAGGUUCCAUUCGCACUCCUUCCCUGCUGUGUCAUGCCGUCCCUCUUUCCCCAUCGAGUCUACCAAGGGAAACAUGUUAGAUCAUAUCGCCUCUUUUGUCUAUAUCUCCAGGAUCUGCGACCACCCAUUCAGGAUGAUGAUGAUGAUGAUACUAGAUCUACAGAGAGUGUCAUUCAAACAGACUACUUGCCCUUUAUGGGCCGAAACAUGAUAUUGUAUACAUCCUUUACAUCCUUUCAAAAGAGUUGA